Saccoglossus kowalevskii is the source of this 2123-nucleotide messenger RNA. Its product is annotated as protein BTG3-like. NCBI's taxonomy places the organism in Eukaryota, Metazoa, Hemichordata, Enteropneusta, Harrimaniidae. The record is from RefSeq and is a predicted model, not a curated record. Gene Ontology annotation, cellular component: nucleus; cytoplasm.
UCCGCCAUUAGAUUUUAUGACCAGAACAGAAGCCGUCCAAUUUUCGACGAAAUUUGUACCUCUAGCUGGAAUUCAGCUAAGAUUUUCUUCUCGCUAUUACUGUUUGUGCUCAUCUACCUAUUAGGACAAACACUGGGCUAUUCUAAAACGGAAAAAAGACGACAAUAUCUUGUUGUGAAACAAACGAAGCGCCAAAUCCUUUGUUCGCCACCAACAACACAGCAGCCUUGACUAAAAAAGCAGCAUCCUGUUUAUUGAGUGACAUUGGAUUUUCAGUUGGUAAAUAUCAACAACCUGAAAUUGAAUCGUCUGGACUAUAAUUGUUCAAAUGACCGAUAACCUGGCAAGAUGAAAGACGAAAUAGCAGCGGCGGUGGUGUUUUUGACGACAAUGGUGAAGAAAAACCAAAACCUGAACAAAGAGCAGGUCGACAACUUCUCGGAUAAGUUGACAGCUGAGCUUGUCGAGAAAUUCAAAAAUCACUGGUAUAUUGAUAAUCCCGUAAAGGGCCAGGGCUACAGAUGUAUUAGGAUUAACGAAAUCCACCCAGUUGAGCCGUCGUUAAACAGAGCGGCGAAAGAGUGUGGCCUGAAAUACGACGACCUGAAACUCCCGCUCGAGCUUACGGUUUGGGUGGACCCAACGGAGGUGACGUGUAGAUUUGGAGAACUUAAUGGUACGUGGUGUACAGUGGCUUCUUUCAACGAGGACAACAAGGAAAGCGAAAAUGGAAACAAGAGUUCACGCCACAGCUCAUCCAAAUCCAGCAAAAAGAGUCACAGCAAAAAACAAGCCAAAAAGUAUUCACAAUGGUAUUCUAGUAAUCAACUAAAUGAGAACGAUAUUAUUCCUGGUACAGGUCAUUACCAUUAUAUGGGCAAUGCAGUCAACAUACCAACUGUAUAUUAGCCGAAGAAUGAAUUAUUCCGGAAUUUCUAAACACCUUGAAAUGCCUAAUUUAGCCUGUUUGUCAGUUUUAUUUUGCUUUCCCAAAGGCAUAAGGCUAUCAAUUCUUGCCCUAGACUGAUCAUUUUCAAAAAGUUCAAGCCCAACUGGGCAACUAGAAAUUAAAAAGGUAUUAAUAAUUUCCACAUGGGUGUCCUAUUCAAUAAUAGGCAAGUCAAUUUUGAUGUGUUUUUAGCAUGGUUCCUUUAAAUAACAGAAAAACGAUGAGACUAAAUAUUUAUUCCUGCCCAAAAUAGUGAAAUAAACCAGCUGGUUGAAAAUAGAGCCUCCAUAUUAUAUUUAAUCAGACAAAGGAUAUGAAUGCUGGGACAUAUGUGACCCACAUGUACUUCCUAUGUCCUUGUACUCUGGCUGAUAUGUCUAGAGCUUAUUGAAAUGAGUGCAUUUAGCCAGUGUCAAAUCAUAUUCUGACAAGUACAUUAUAAAUAAUAUUUCGAUGAUACAAGUCAAGGUUUAUCUCGUGUACUAGACUGACAAACAGGCUAAAAGAUUUUUUAAAUAUUCACAUUUCUAUUUGACCAAACUUCAUUGCCAUUUUAGCCAAUUUCAGUAUUUCUUGCAAUAACUGGUGAACAAAAUAUCUUUAUUUAGUGCCAUGAAAGUUAUUUUUAUCUUAGCUACAAGGUUUUUUUGGAUAAAUUGUAUUUAUUAAAAGCAUUCUUGCGAGUCAAACUGCUUGGUUUCACCUGUUACUGCAAGCAUACUGUUUGCUAUUUUUACGCAACAAGAAUACAUUGUGGCAUUUGUUGGCCAAAAUUGCGACUUUUAUCACUUUUUUUCCCAAAUCAUUUUUGCUGCCAAUCAUUAAAUUUUAUUAAAUAUAAAAUCAAUUAUUUUAUUAUAGAUAAAUGGUAUUAGAGGUAGUUUUAAUAAAUAUAUUAUAAAAAUUUUCUCCCUUUGUCAGGAGUUUUAAUGUUUGUAUCUUCCAAGUUGGGACCAAAUUUUCAAACAGACUUUCAAGUUUUUAAUAUAGAGAGUUCCAUAUAGAUUGGUUGUUCAAGACUGAUAGGCGCAAUGAUAUUAAUGACACAUUGCUAAGAUAUAAUUCCUCUAAGCCAAGCUGAAACUGAGUUUCAUGUUUCCUUCCUUUCCAUAAACAACCUUGUAUAAAGUAUUUUUCUCAGGAUUCGCUGAAAUAUUUCUUGUGGAAAUGUGGG